AUGGCCCGCUCCUCCAAGCUGAUUACUGCUUGCGUCGCCCUGGCCGCGUGCGUUGCCCUCCGCUGCCUUGCCUUCGUCAGUGGCCCUGCUCCAGCCGCGCAGCUCCGUGGAACCACCCCUCUUGAAGUCGCAGCAGGUGCCGCAGUGCCAGCAGUGAUGAUGACACCCACGGCAGCGAUGGCAGCAGAUGGUGAGGGCAUGCCAUCCGUGGUGCUUGGAGUUGGUAUCCUGUGCAUGCUGGCCGCAUUCAGCGCAGUCUCCAGCGUCAUCAGCGCGACGGUGACCUCCGAGCUCGACUGA
This is a messenger RNA of Symbiodinium sp. CCMP2456, 300 nucleotides long. The record is from the annotation of a GenBank genome assembly. NCBI's taxonomy places the organism in Eukaryota, Dinophyceae, Suessiales, Symbiodiniaceae.